Closterium sp. NIES-65 is the source of this 879-nucleotide messenger RNA. The record is from the annotation of a GenBank genome assembly. Lineage: Eukaryota; Viridiplantae; Streptophyta; Zygnematophyceae; Desmidiales; Closteriaceae.
AUGAUCCUGAUCCGCGGUGCGAGUCUUCGCGCUGCCAGGACGGCGUCGAAGCCGGACUAUCUGGUUUUCGGGUCGGCCUUCGGCUUCGAAGCCCUCGCCAUCCCCCUGUGCACCGGGGGCGGACCUCUUCCCGGCAGGCACUGCAGCGUCCUGCUUGUUGUGCGCCCUGGCGACCUGCUUUUGCCCGACGAGGAGGAGAUCGGGACCUUCUACCGCCACCUCGACCCCAAGACCUCCUCCAAGCGGCACGAGGAGGAGGCGGCCAACGUUUUGAGGUUUUUCGGCAAAUGCGUGAAGGCGGAGUUGAACCGUGAGGGAAGGCAGUGGACGGAUGCGCCUCCUACCGCCAAAGUCCUCUCCGAACGUCUGGAGAGUCUUGCCGCCCACAUCCGUGAUGUGAGUUUCCAACGUCCAUGUCGCCUUGUCGCCUGGGCUAUCGUCGUCGAGGCGUCGACUCACCCUUUUCGUCGGCUCCAUGUGCUUCGGAUGUUGAUGCCGAAAUUGCCCGACAUCCUCAAGGAGGAGCUCGCCGGCACGGGGCUGUUGGCAGUCAACGCGUUCGCGUGGUCGUUGGAGCAUCUGGACGACGUGCAUCACAGCUACGAUCCGCUCAUCGUCGAGAACCCGAAGAUGGUCGGCUUGAAGGCGCUCCGACUGGAGCUGCUGCACCACGUGGAGAAGGCCGCGUCGAACAAAGGGGAGGCGGCGUCGACCGUGGGCCGUGGCGUCGGAACCGGCAUCGCUCUGGGUGGGGAGGAGGAGCACGAGAGGGAGGACGUCGAGGGGGGCGGGGAGCACGACGGUGGCUCGGAAGAAGAGGAGGACGUGGAGCGUGAGGAGGACGACGUGGUUGUCACCGGCGAAGAGGAGGCAGUGUAG